Tarenaya hassleriana is the source of this 1121-nucleotide messenger RNA. RefSeq names its product ethylene-responsive transcription factor-like protein At4g13040. NCBI's taxonomy places the organism in Eukaryota, Viridiplantae, Streptophyta, Magnoliopsida, Brassicales, Cleomaceae. The record is from RefSeq and is a predicted model, not a curated record. Gene Ontology annotation, molecular function: DNA binding; DNA-binding transcription factor activity. Bases 208 to 852 code for a protein of 214 amino acids. Gene Ontology annotation, biological process: regulation of DNA-templated transcription. The transcript is spliced from 7 exons.
UUUUAUGCAAAGCCAAAAAGGGGGAAAAAAAAGCUCGAACUAUAUAAGACAGUGAAGCUAGCAGCGGCCGCCUUCAUCCUCUUCUCUGAUAAAGCGCUCAAUUACUCUCUUAUCGCUCAGAUUGUCGUCUCCUGGGAAAAUCUCUCUGGUGUUUUCCUUUGUUGCGUUCCUUCUUCCGAGGAGUGGAGAAAAGACCCGAAAGCUGCAAUGGUGAGCCUCCGAAAGCGUAGGCUAUUGAACUGCUGCGGACCGACUAGUUUCAUUACUCCGCUUCCAUUUUUAACUUCCGAGGAAUAUACCACCGGAGUACGGAACCCCGACGCUGAAGUUUAUAAAAAUCGUGGGCCGAUAGAAGGAACUCUACCGCCGAUAGAGUAUCCUGAGGAGAACUCCAAAAUCAAAGAAGUGUUUUACCCACCAAUCCCGAGACCCCUUGCGGUAAAAGUAGAGCCCGUCUCGUCGAAUGAUUCUGGUUCCUUCUCGCUGAAAGAGCUUCAACACAUAUCAGCAUUUUCGGUGACAGACCCACCAAACCAAGAACCGUGUUCGAUGAGAGGGGUCUACUUCAAGAACAUGGAAUGGGUAGCUGCCAUAGAAGUGGACAAGAAACAGAUCCAUUUGGGGACGUUCUCUUCCCGAGAAGAAGCUGCUCGUUUAUACGACAGGGCUGCUUUCUUGUGCGGAAAAGAACCAAACUUUGAGCUGUCGGAGGAGGAGAAGCGCGAGCUCCGAACUCAGAGCUGGGACGAGUUCUUGGCCGACAAAAAUACUGAGAAAAGUAUCCAUAUGGGUUCCAUGGAAACCUCAACCUCAGAGCCUAAAGCUGAGCGGGGCGAGUCGUCGUCGUCCUGAAAGGACAAGUUCAUCAUCACCAUCACCAGCAGCAUCAUCAUGCUUCAUUUCAUAUAAAAGGGUGAAAGCCAAUUAUCCUGAAAAGACUGGGAAAUAAAGAAAGAUGGGUAAAGUGAAAAAGGCUUCCAUUUUUCCAAUGUACAAUUGAAGCUCCUAUAUUUGGACAAAAGAGAUUUUUAGACCUUGCCUGUCUUUUGGUAGUUAUAACUUAUAUUUUCAGAUUCAGACAUUGAUUCUAUCUAUAUAUAUAUAUUAUAUGAUAUCCAUUA